AUGAUUAUUCUCUCAUGGAAUGCAAGGGGGUUGAAUAGCACCCCCCGUCAAAAGGCUAUUCAAGAUUUGAUUGCUGUUCAUUCUCCUGAUAUCUUUUGUAUCCAGGAAACUAAGCUUCUGGUGGAUCUCAUGUUUCAACAUGCUCCUCGUAUUUGGUUUUCUAGCCAGUGUCAGUGUAUUGGUUCUAGGGGAACCUCUGGGGGUCUGGCUCUUUUCUGGGAUCCUCGUAAGGUUGUCCCUCAUUGGUGGAUUUCCAGCCAGUCUGCUAUUUCUAUGGUGGCCUCGAUUUUGGAAUCUGGUGAGACUAUUUUGGUUAGUAAUGUUUAUGCUCCAAUUGAUAUUCGUGGUAAAUCCCAGCUUUGGGCUCAUAUCAGGUAUGUUAGGUCCUGUGCUCCCUUUCUACCUUGGAUUUUAGCUGGUGACUUCAAUGCUGUGUUGAGCUUGGAAGAGAAAAGGGGAGGGCUGCCUAGGCUUGGCCCUUCUUCAGAUAUGUUUCGGACUAAUGUGGACUCUCUAGCUUUGAUGGAUGUAAAACCCUCUAAUGGAAUUUUCACUUGGAAUAAUAGAUGGAGUGGGCCUGAAGUGAUUGCCCAGCGGCUUGAUCAUUUCCUUGUCUCUUGCUCUUGGGUUAGAGGUAGCUUGGUCAUUUGCUCUGAGAUUCUUGACUGGCGUGGCUCUAAUCAUUGGCCAAUUAAGUUUUCGACUUCAGCCUUUCCAAAUCCUAAGAACCCCCCUUUCAAAUUCCAGCUCAUGUGGUUGCGUGAUCCGUCUUUAGGUGAUCUUGUGGCUCAAUGGUGGUGA
This is a messenger RNA of Cryptomeria japonica (Japanese cedar), 801 nucleotides long. RefSeq lists its product as uncharacterized. Gene Ontology annotation, biological process: base-excision repair. The transcript has a single exon. Bases 1 to 801 code for a protein of 266 amino acids. NCBI's taxonomy places the organism in Eukaryota, Viridiplantae, Streptophyta, Pinopsida, Cupressales, Cupressaceae. The record is from RefSeq and is a predicted model, not a curated record. Gene Ontology annotation, cellular component: nucleus. Gene Ontology annotation, molecular function: phosphoric diester hydrolase activity; DNA binding; endonuclease activity.